Letharia columbiana is the source of this 747-nucleotide messenger RNA. RefSeq lists its product as uncharacterized. The record is from RefSeq and is a predicted model, not a curated record. NCBI's taxonomy places the organism in Eukaryota, Fungi, Ascomycota, Lecanoromycetes, Lecanorales, Parmeliaceae. The transcript has a single exon. Bases 1 to 747 code for a protein of 248 amino acids.
AUGUCUCUCGCGGUCACUUACAAAGAUCAACCUCCCACAAUGAUCGAUGAUGACUUGCAAGCCUAUGGGGAGGCGCAAGAGAUGAGGGAGCCAGACGCCGAAGGCGAAGACGAAGACGAAGAAGCCGAGGAUUCAGAGUCUUCAAGUGACGAUGAUGCCCAGGAAGACGACGAGAAUGAUGACUUUGACGAAAAUGCCGGCUGGAGCGAUGAGGAAGAGGGAGAGUACGACAUCGUCAGAAAGUACAACCUUGUGUGGUGCAAGUCCUGGGAGGGAGAGCAGAAAGCUUACGAGGGUGGAGCCUUCAAGGGGAGUUUCCUCAAUAUCCGUGGUUCAGCGGAGCAGGAUCAAGGGGUAGAGCCCUUCCGAUGCACUGCUGAUUUCUUAUGGCGCGGUUUCGUUGCGCAAUUCACCUGCACCUACCGCCCUGAGACUCAGUCCUUCACGGACUUUAAGGCGAAGACGAAGACUUUGGCUGGAGGUAUGGAAGAUCUCCGAGGCGUCAAGGUCCGUUUGUGGGAAGAGACUUUGAGCAAGGAAAUGGGCGAACUGGUUCGAGGGAGAAAGGAGGUCAGAGAUGAUAGAGACCAUCUGUUCCUCUUCGUGCAGAUGUACACCUGGAAGUUGGGAAUCGAAGAAGUGGUAUAUUUUUUGUAUGGGAAGCAGGUGGUCGAGGAUGGAGGCCAAGACAAUACCGCCUUGACAGAAGGAGAAAAGGAGAGGUUGGGUUUGCCAAAGAACGAGUAA